UUCCUUAUCAUAUUCCUUCAAGAAAUCGAAGAUCAAUUAAAGCUACAGAAAUUCCUUGGCAAAAAUGAGCUCUUACGAUGAUUUUGAACCCAUGUGCAAAUGGACAACAGAGGAAACCCAAGACAUUCUUGAAGUGCAUCUCCAAGGUUUCAAGAAAAAUCAACUGAGGGUUCAAAUCAACAACAAUGGUCUCCUAACAAUCAGCGGAGAACGUCCUGUGGAUGAAAAUCGAAGGAGCCGCUUUCGCAAAGAAAUAAAUCUUUCCAAGAAUUACAACCUAGAUGGAAUUCGUGCAAAAUUUUCAGGUGGAAUUCUCUACAUAACAGUGAGAAAGAAAACUUCUUCCAUUGAGACACCACAUGGUCAACAUACAUUAGCUCAAGAAAAUGAAAACCCGAACCAACCAAUUAAUUAUCAGGAUAAAGAGACUAAUGGUUCAGAACUUAAAGAAUCAGGUAGUAAGGAUAAUAAUAUUGCAGCCAAUGGAAAUGGAAGUUCUUCGUUGGAGACGAUAAGAAAGCCUACAGAAAGCGCAGCCGAGAUAAAAAGUUCAAUCACAGGGCUUAAAAUGAGUGGGAAAACGGCACUGAAACUUGGGGCAUUGGCGGUGGUGGUGGUGGUGAGCAUCGGGGCCUUCGUUGCCUACAAAUAUCGCCAAGCUUUUCAAGUUGAGGAUUAAACUCUUGAUACAGAAGUCUAAUUCUGGUUCUUAAUUUUAGCUCUUUGAAACAAAAUGUUGAUAACAAAUAUUAACGUGUUGAAAUGAAAUAAGCUCCAUGG
Messenger RNA from Pistacia vera, 780 nucleotides. RefSeq lists its product as uncharacterized. The coding region runs from base 65 to 679 and encodes 204 amino acids. The transcript is spliced from 2 exons. NCBI's taxonomy places the organism in Eukaryota, Viridiplantae, Streptophyta, Magnoliopsida, Sapindales, Anacardiaceae. The record is from RefSeq and is a predicted model, not a curated record.